Acanthochromis polyacanthus (spiny chromis) is the source of this 852-nucleotide messenger RNA. Its product is annotated as trypsin-3-like. Lineage: Eukaryota; Metazoa; Chordata; Actinopteri; Pomacentridae. Bases 55 to 801 code for a protein of 248 amino acids. Gene Ontology annotation, biological process: proteolysis. The transcript is spliced from 5 exons. Gene Ontology annotation, molecular function: serine-type endopeptidase activity. The record is from RefSeq and is a predicted model, not a curated record.
CCGAAACGAAGCGAGUGACGACGCAUUAAUCUGCCAGCGAGACAGGCAGACGGCAUGAAGCUUCUUCUUCUCCUGACUCUCUUUGGAGGGGCAGUUGCCCUCAAAGACGAUGACAAGAUCGUCGGAGGGUACGAGUGCCCAAAAAACUCUGUUCCUUACCAGGUGUCGCUCUUCACGGGGUACAACUACUGUGGUGGGAUUCUCCUGUCUGAGAACUGGGUGCUCUCUGCUGCACACUGCAGACCAAAGUCGAAUGUGGAGAUUCGGCUGGGAGAACACAACAUCUGGGAAACUGACGGGACUGAGCAGCACAUCAUGUCUGCCGAGUUCAUCCGCCACCCUGACUACGAUUCCCGUUCACAGGACAGCGACAUCAUGCUGAUCAGACUGAGCAGACCUGCUUCUCUGAACAGCUUUGUGAGUCCUGCGGUGCUUCCUUCAAAGUGUGCCAGUGACGGCACCAUGUGCCAGGUCUCUGGAUGGGGGAGCCUACGGGCCAGCGAUGAUGGCUCAAGGUACCCAGAUGUGCUGCAGUGCCUGGAAGUCCCUCUGCUGAGCGAUGACACCUGCUUUAAUGCAUAUCCUUUCCAAAUCACUGAAAACAUGAUCUGUGCCGGAUACCUGGAGGGAGGAAAGGACUCCUGUCAGGGUGACUCCGGGGGUCCCCUGGUGUGUGACGGUGAGCUCCAGGGAGUUGUGUCUUGGGGGCAUGGCUGCGCUCUGAGAAAGAAGCCCGGGGUGUAUACAAAAGUCUGCAAUUACGUCUCCUGGAUCAAGAGCACGAUGGCGUCUGGCUUGUGAGCGGAGAGAGAAAAAAAAUGAGAAUUCACAUCAGUAAAGUCAACUACAUGA